This is a messenger RNA of Marmota monax (woodchuck), 1757 nucleotides long. RefSeq lists its product as uncharacterized. The record is from RefSeq and is a predicted model, not a curated record. The coding region runs from base 1 to 1104 and encodes 367 amino acids. Lineage: Eukaryota; Metazoa; Chordata; Mammalia; Rodentia; Sciuridae. The transcript is spliced from 3 exons.
AUGGCUGGGGUCCUUCUAGGGUGGGCUUUGGGCCGCUAUUCCUGGCACUUCUUGGAGUGGAGGUCCAGCUUGCUCUGGCCCCUCUGCUCAUUACUCCACAGCAGGGUGGGCUCUGUGCCCUCAGCCUGGGCCCAGGAGGCGCCCUCAGGGAGCACCCUGCCCCCGGCCCUCACGAAGACCCGGCCUGGACACCUGCUGCUGCUGCAGAACUGUCCUACUGAGCCAGCCUGGUCAGCCGGGCUGCGGGGCCUGAGGACCCAGGGUGUGGGGACCGGGGUCUCUGGCUGGAGGUGUCUGGGUUCUGCAGCCAUUUGUCAGGCAGCAAGGCUGACCGAUGACCCGGCCACACCUGGUUGCUCCGUGGCUGCCCAUCAAGCGUCUCUUCCCCAGGGUCGGGCCCCGUGUCCCCUGGGCACUGCAGCCCUUGCCGCACCGUGUUGUCACUGCAUCUGUCCCAGCUCCCUGGGGGCAUGCUGGCUGUGCGAUUGGCCCGCCCUCUCUGAGCCUGGGCUUGGUGAUGGCGGCCUCCCUCGCUCUGCUGAGGCCUCAGGAGUCGGUGGCUGUGCGCCAGAGCUGGGCGUGUGGCCCGGGCUCCCCAGCUCCCUUCCCAGGCCAGACGUCUGCUUUGCUGUGACGCAGGCACGUUGCUGGCCCUGCCUGACCCUCAGUUGCUCCUGCACAAGCCGUGGCCUCCCUCCCGAUGGAUGUCGAGGUGCUGCGGGCAGCAGGGUGGGGCUGAGGGCCUGGCAUGGCAGGUCAAGGCCCAGACUGGCCCCACCCUGGGGGCUCAGCAAUCACACUAACUCGAGGCUACCCAGCCCCAGCCCUCACUGUGAGGCCGACUCUCUGGGCCUCAGCUUCCCCGCCUGCAGGGGGGCCCUAAGCACUAGUGGCGAAGGUGAGACCCCUGGGCUCCACGAGACACCACCAGAGACACACAGGGGAUGCCCUCUGUGGGGUGCUCCAGGUCUCCUCAGGGCUCAGCAGGCUCAGGGCCCCUGGAAUGGGCCUUGGGACACAGCGGUUGCUGCUGUGUCCUGUCUUCCCUGGGGACAGUGCUGGGGCUGGAGGCAUUUGAAAUGGCCCCAGGGAAUUUCUGGGUAGACCUCCCCACCCCCAUGGCUGUUAGGAAACUCCAGCAGGUGGCUGGGACAAGUGGCCCUAGACCCCUGAUGGCCGUGGCAGAAUCUCUCCUACCACUGACCCGGAUUGAGACAGCCGAGUCUCUCGGAGUUGAACUUGGAGGCCCUCAGUCUCCCAGGAUGGUGCUUCCAGAACGUUCAUAACUCUUCCUAGGAUUCGAAUGAGAACCCCCACUGAACACCAUCAUGAGCUGUAUUGUAUUUUUUCCAAAGAUGACAUUUUUGCUUUGAGUCCAUAAACUUUAUCAUUAAACAUCUUCAUAUUUUCUUGUGUUUCUUGCAAUUUUCGAAUAAGUUCAUCUUGGCGCUCAAAGAUGUCCAGGAAGUCAGCUCUUUCUGAAGCCAGUGACUAUCUCAGGACAUUUGCAAAGUGGGAGCUCUGUGGACGCAGUGCCGAAGCCCAGCGCUCCUGGGGUGGCGGGUGCUCGGCUGUGAGGAGCGGUGCUGGGCGUCUGACCCUGUUUCUCUGAGCAAGCUGAAGACAGCUGGGUGCAGAGCAGCUGGUGUUUACCGAGUUCCCUGAUUUCACCAUUUCAGAUCUGUAGGCGUAUUUUGCAUAUGAGAACUUGAACUUGGAGAUUUCAGAAUAAAUCCUUCCUUCUUUCCCUCCCUGCA